CCGAGGGGUUCCAAACAUCAAUACGGCGGGCCCGCAGCUAGCUUGAGCUGCUUUACAGAGCUUCUUCAAGAUGCCGUUUCCUAGUUUUGCCGACUGUCUUGUUGCCGCCCUCGGUGGCAACUCCAGCCUCGUUGCAUUUCCUGCGCAAGCCAAUUAUUCCGCCAUUGUCGCCCCCUACAACCUUGACUACGACGUGGUCCCUGCAGCCGUGGCCUUUCCCCACGCGGUCACUCAGGUUUCUGAGCUUGUGAGCUGCGCUGUUGAAUCGGGUUAUAAGGUGCAAGCCAAGAGUGGUGGCCACAGCGCUGGCAACUAUGGCUCCACGACCGGAGAGCUGUCAAUCAAUCUUCAAAACCUGCGACACUUCUCCAUGGACCCAUCAACCUUCGUGGCUAACGUAGGACCCGGUUUGCUGUUAGGGGAGAUCGACGAGCUCAUGUACAAUGCCGGGCAGCGGUUCAUCCCGCACGGCGCGAGCUCCCUAGUCGGCAUGGGAGGGCACGGAACCGUGGGAGGUGCAGGGUACACGUGGCGCCCGUACGGCUUGACCAUCGACCACCUGGUUGAAGUGGAAGUUGUCCUGGCCGAUUCGGCUGUCGUCAGGGCGUCUGCCUCGGAGAAUCCCGACCUCUUCUUCGCCGUCCGGGGCGCAGGAGCUAGCUUCGGCAUCGUUACGGACUUCGUCUUCCAAACCCUCCCUUCGCCACCAGAAACAAUAAGCUUUUCAUACCUUUGGACUGCCACCGACGCUCCCUCAAGGGCAGAGAUCUUCAAAGCCUGGCAAGCCUGGUCAACGGACCCGAGCCUCUCGCCCGAUAUUCAAACCAUCCUUGCCAUCACGCAGGACAGCAUAUUCAUGGGCGGAGCAUUUUUCGGCACGCUCGACGAGUUCAACGCGCUCGGAAUCUCAGACAUACUCCCCCAAGCACAGCAAGUCAGCGCGGACAGCUUCACGAGCUUCCUCGAGCUAUCCCAAGUCUGGGGCGGGCAACUCGGGCAGUCAGGCAGAGAGGCGCCGUCGUUCUUCUACACCAAGUCCAACUUCUUCCGGCCGCCGACAGCCAUCCCGGACAGCGUCGUGGACCGGCUGUUUGAGUAUCUCGCUACCGCCGACAGCGGCGCCACGAGCUGGGACAUCGAGGUGCAGGCCGGCGGUGGGCAGAACGGCGCCGUCCCCGCGUCGGCGACCGCGUUCCCCCACCGGGACGCCACCUUCGUGCUGCUCUCGUACGCGGCCACGAACGGGAGCGUGACGGCGACGACGACUGACUUUCUUGAUACUGUCCAUGCACUGGCCAAGAGUGGUCAUCCGGAUGAGUAUUACGGCGAGUAUGCGGGGUUUAUUGAUGCUAGGGCGGAGCCGGAACAGGCGCGAUACAACUAUUGGGGCUCGAACCUGGAGAAAUUGGGGCGGAUCAAGGCGGUUUAUGAUCCCCGCGAUGUGUUCCAUAAUGAGCAGAGCGUGUUGCCGUCGUGGGACUAA
Chaetomium fimeti is the source of this 1483-nucleotide messenger RNA. RefSeq lists its product as uncharacterized. The record is from RefSeq and is a predicted model, not a curated record. Bases 71 to 1483 code for a protein of 470 amino acids. Lineage: Eukaryota; Fungi; Ascomycota; Sordariomycetes; Sordariales; Chaetomiaceae. Gene Ontology annotation, molecular function: FAD binding; oxidoreductase activity. The transcript has 2 exons.